ACUGGUGGGGAGGCUUCGGCUUCUGCAGCACUGGAGGCGGCAGCGGCCGGAGGGAGACUUGCGGGGCGCGCCCGCCACCGUGGACCGGGACGCUUCCCCUAGGGGACCCUCCGUCGACACCCUCCGCCGCGCCGUCCCGCAGGAGCCGGCGGGACCCCCGGCCGGCAGGGAGCGCCGGCGGCGGCGGCGGCACCAUGAGGCGACCGUGGGGCGCGCUGCUGCUUGGCGCCCUGCUCUGCGCACACGGCCUAGCCAGCAGCCCCGAGUGUGCUUGUGGUCGGAGCCACUUCACGUGUGCAGUGAGUGCCCUCGGCGAGUGUACCUGCAUCCCUGCCCAGUGGCAAUGUGAUGGAGACAACGACUGCGGGGACCACAGCGAUGAGGACGGAUGUAUGCUACCCACCUGCUCCCCUCUUGACUUUCACUGUGACAAUGGCAAGUGCAUCCGCCGCUCCUGGGUGUGUGACGGGGACAACGACUGUGAGGACGACUCGGAUGAGCAGGACUGUCCCCCGCGGGAGUGUGAGGAAGACGAGUUCCCCUGCCAGAAUGGCUACUGCAUCCGGAGCCUGUGGCACUGCGAUGGUGACAACGACUGUGGUGACAACAGCGAUGAGCAGUGUGACAUGCGCAAGUGCUCCGACAAGGAAUUCCGCUGCAGCGAUGGAAGCUGUAUCGCUGAGCACUGGUACUGCGAUGGUGACACUGACUGCAAAGAUGGCUCUGACGAGGAGAGCUGUCCCUCGGCAGUGCCAGUGCCCCCCUGCAACCUGGAGGAGUUUCAGUGUGCCUACGGCCGCUGCAUCCUCGAUAUCUACCACUGCGAUGGUGAUGAUGACUGCGGAGACUGGUCGGACGAGUCUGACUGCUCCUCCCACCAGCCCUGCCGCUCUGGGGAGUUCAUGUGUGACAGUGGCCUGUGCAUAAACGCGGGCUGGCGCUGUGAUGGCGACGCGGACUGUGAUGACCAAUCUGAUGAGCGCAACUGCACCACCUCGAUAUGUACGGCGGAACAGUUCCGCUGUCGGUCAGGCCGCUGCGUCCGUCUGUCCUGGCGUUGUGAUGGGGAGGACGACUGUGCGGACAACAGCGAUGAAGAGAACUGUGAGAACACAGGAAGCCCCCACUGUGCCUCGGACCAGUUCCUGUGUUGGAAUGGGCGCUGUAUCGGGCAGAGGAAGCUGUGCAAUGGGGUCAACGACUGUGGGGACAGCAGCGACGAAAGCCCACAGCAGAGCUGCCGGCCCCGGACGGGUGAGGAGAACUGCAAUGUUAACAAUGGUGGCUGCACCCAGAAGUGCCAGAUGGUGCGGGGGGCAGUGCAGUGUACCUGCCACACAGGCUACCGGCUCAUCGAGGACGGACGCACGUGCCAGGAUGUGAAUGAAUGUGCCGAGGAGGGGUACUGUAGCCAGGGCUGCACCAACAGCGAGGGGGCUUUCCAGUGCUGGUGCGAAGCAGGCUACGAACUCCGGCCUGACCGGCGCAGCUGCAAGGCUCUGGGGCCGGAGCCUGUGCUACUGUUCGCCAACCGCAUCGACAUCCGGCAGGUGCUGCCGCACCGCUCUGAGUACACACUGCUGCUCAACAACCUGGAGAACGCCAUCGCCCUCGACUUCCACCACCGGCGUGAGCUUGUCUUCUGGUCCGAUGUCACCCUGGACCGGAUCCUCCGCGCCAACCUCAAUGGCAGCAAUGUGGAAGAGGUUGUGUCUACAGGGCUCGAGAGCCCAGGGGGCCUGGCUGUGGAUUGGGUCCAUGACAAACUCUACUGGACCGACUCAGGGACAUCAAGGAUUGAGGUGGCUAACCUGGACGGGGCCCACCGGAAGGUGCUUCUAUGGCAGAACCUUGAGAAGCCCAGGGCCAUUGCCUUGCACCCCAUGGAGGGUACCAUUUACUGGACAGACUGGGGCAACACCCCCCGCAUCGAGGCCUCCAGCAUGGAUGGCUCUGGACGCCGCAUCAUCGCCGAUACCCAUCUCUUCUGGCCCAACGGCCUCACCAUUGACUAUGCCGGGCGUCGUAUGUACUGGGUGGACGCUAAGCACCACGUCAUCGAGAGGGCCGAUCUGGACGGGAGUCACCGCAAGGCUGUCAUUAGCCAGGGCCUCCCGCAUCCCUUUGCCAUCACCGUGUUUGAAGAUAGCCUGUACUGGACAGACUGGCACACCAAGAGCAUCAAUAGUGCUAACAAGUUUACUGGCAAGAACCAGGAGAUCAUUCGCAACAAACUGCACUUCCCCAUGGACAUCCACACCUUGCACCCCCAGCGCCAGCCUGCAGGGAAAAACCGCUGUGGGGACAACAACGGAGGCUGCACCCACCUGUGUCUUCCCAGUGGACAGAACUACACCUGUGCCUGCCCCACUGGCUUCCGCAAGAUCAGCAGCCACGCCUGUGCCCAGAGUCUUGACAAGUUCCUGCUUUUUGCCCGAAGGAUGGACAUCCGUCGGAUCAGCUUCGACACAGAGGACCUGUCCGAUGAUGUCAUCCCACUGGCUGACGUGCGCAGUGCUGUGGCCCUUGACUGGGACUCCCGGGAUGACCACGUGUACUGGACGGAUGUCAGCACUGACACCAUCAGCAGGGCCAAGUGGGAUGGAACAGGACAGGAGGUGGUAGUGGAUACCAGUUUGGAGAGCCCGGCAGGCCUGGCCAUUGAUUGGGUCACCAACAAGCUGUACUGGACAGAUGCAGGGACAGACCGGAUUGAAGUGGCCAACACGGAUGGCAGCAUGAGAACAGUACUCAUCUGGGAAAACCUUGAUCGUCCCCGGGACAUCGUAGUGGAACCCAUGGGCGGGUACAUGUAUUGGACGGACUGGGGUGCAAGCCCCAAGAUUGAACGAGCUGGCAUGGAUGCCUCAGGUCGUCAGGUCAUCAUCUCUUCUAAUCUGACGUGGCCUAAUGGAUUAGCCAUUGACUAUGGGUCCCAGCGGCUAUACUGGGCUGAUGCUGGCAUGAAGACGAUUGAAUUUGCCGGACUGGAUGGCAGCAAAAGGAAGGUACUGAUUGGAAGCCAGCUGCCCCACCCAUUUGGGCUGACCCUCUAUGGAGAGCGCAUCUAUUGGACUGACUGGCAGACCAAGAGUAUUCAGAGUGCCGACCGGCUGACGGGACUGGACCGGGAGACCCUGCAGGAGAACUUGGAAAACCUCAUGGACAUCCACGUCUUCCACCGCCGGCGACCCCCAGUGUCCACACCAUGCGCUACGGAGAAUGGCGGCUGCAGCCACCUGUGUCUUCGGUCCCCAAAUCCAAGUGCCUUCAGCUGUACCUGCCCCACAGGCAUCAACCUGAUGCCUGAUGGCAAGACCUGUUCACCAGGCAUGAACAGUUUCCUCAUCUUCGCCAGGAGGAUAGACAUACGCAUGGUCUCCUUGGACAUCCCUUAUUUUGCCGAUGUGGUGGUACCAAUCAACAUUACCAUGAAGAACACCAUUGCCAUUGGAGUGGAUCCCCAGGAAGGAAAAGUGUACUGGUCAGACAGCACGCUGCACAGGAUCAGCCGUGCCAAUCUGGAUGGCUCACAGCAUGAGGACAUCAUCACCACAGGGCUGCAGACCACAGAUGGGCUCGCAGUGGAUGCCGUUGGCCGGAAAGUGUACUGGACAGACACGGGAACCAACCGGAUUGAAGUGGGCAACCUGGACGGGUCCAUGCGGAAGGUGUUGGUGUGGCAAAACCUUGACAGCCCCCGUGCCAUUGUACUGUACCACGAGAUGGGGUUCAUGUACUGGACAGACUGGGGGGAGAAUGCCAAGUUAGAGCGGUCUGGAAUGGAUGGCUCAGACCGUACCGUGCUCAUCAGCAACAACCUAGGGUGGCCCAAUGGACUGACUGUGGACAAGGCCAGCUCCCAACUGCUCUGGGCUGAUGCCCACACGGAGCGAAUUGAGGCUGCUGAUCUGAAUGGUGCCAGUCGGCACACCCUGGUGUCACCUGUGCAGCACCCAUAUGGCCUCACCCUGCUCGACUCCUAUAUCUACUGGACUGACUGGCAGACCCGUAGCAUCCACCGUGCCGACAAGGGUACUGGCAGCAAUGUCAUCCUGGUGAGGUCCAACCUGCCAGGCCUCAUGGACAUCCAGGCUGUGGACAGGGCACAGCCACUGGGUUUUAACAAGUGCAGCUCGAGAAAUGGUGGCUGCUCUCACCUCUGCCUGCCUCGGCCCUCUGGCUUUUCCUGUGCCUGCCCCACUGGCAUCCAGCUGAAGGGAGAUGGGAAGACCUGUGACCCCUCUCCUGAGACCUACCUGCUCUUCUCCAGCCGCGGCUCCAUCCGGCGUAUCUCACUGGACACCAGCGACCACACAGAUGUGCACAUGCCCGUUCCCGAGCUCAACAAUGUCAUCUCCCUGGAUUAUGACAGUGUGGAUGGAAAGGUCUAUUACACAGAUGUGUUCCUGGAUGUUAUCAGGCGAGCAGAUCUGAAUGGCAGCAACAUGGAGACGGUGAUCGGGCGUGGGCUGAAGACCACCGAUGGGCUGGCAGUGGACUGGGUGGCCAGGAAUCUGUAUUGGACAGAUACAGGCCGAAAUACCAUUGAAGCAUCGAGGCUAGAUGGUUCCUGCCGCAAAGUGCUGAUUAACAACAGCCUGGAUGAACCUCGGGCCAUUGCCGUUUUCCCCAGGAAGGGGUACCUCUUCUGGACAGACUGGGGCCACAUUGCCAAGAUUGAACGGGCGAACUUGGAUGGCUCUGAGCGGAAGGUCCUCAUCAACACAGACCUGGGUUGGCCCAAUGGCCUUACCCUGGACUAUGAUACCCGCAGGAUCUACUGGGUGGAUGCCCAUCUGGACCGGAUUGAGAGCGCCGACCUCAGUGGGAAGCUCCGGCAGGUCUUGGUCAGCCACGUGUCGCACCCCUUUGCUCUCACUCAGCAGGACAGGUGGAUCUACUGGACAGACUGGCAGACCAAGUCAAUCCAGCGUGUUGACAAGUACUCAGGCCGGAACAAGGAGACGGUGUUGGCGAAUGUGGAGGGACUCAUGGAUAUCAUCGUGGUUUCCCCUCAGCGGCAGACAGGGACCAAUGCCUGUGGUGUGAACAACGGUGGCUGCACCCACCUCUGCUUUGCCAGAGCCUCAGACUUUGUAUGUGCCUGUCCUGACGAGCCUGAUGGCCGGCCCUGCUCCCUUGUACCUGGCCUGGUGCCCCCAGCUCCCAGGGCUACCAGCGUAAGUGAAAGGAGCCCCGUGCUACCCAACACGCUACCGACGACCUUGCGUUCUUCUACCAGCUGGACCCGCACAUCUCUGGAGGAGGUGGAAGGGAGAUGCUCUGAAAAGGAUGCCCGGCUGGGCCUCUGCACGUAUUCCAAUGAGGCCGUACCUGCUGCUUCAGGGGAAGGACUUCAUGUCAGCUAUGUCAUCGGUGGACUCCUCAGCAUUCUGCUUAUUCUGGUGGUGAUCGCGGCUUUGAUGCUGUACAGACACAAAAAAUCCAAGUUAACUGAUCCUGCAAUGGGGAACCUGACCUACAGCAACCCUUCCUACCGAACUUCCACUCAGGAAGUGAAAAUUGAAGCAAUCCCCAAACCAGCCAUGUACAAUCAACUGUGCUAUAAGAAAGAGGGUGGACCUGACCAUAACUACACCAAGGAGAAGGUCAAGAUUGUAGAGGGGAUCUGCCUCCUGUCUGGGGACGAUGCUGAGUGGGAUGACCUCAAGCAACUGCGCAGCUCCCGAGGGGGCCUCCUUCGGGAUCAUGUAUGCAUGAAGACAGACACCGUGUCCAUCCAGGCCAGCUCUGGCUCCCUGGAUGACAUGGAGACGGAGCAGCUGUUGCAGGAAGAGCAGUCUGAGUGCAGCAGCGUCCAUACCACAGCCACUCCUGAAAGACGGGGCUCCCUGCCAGACACAGGCUGGAGACACGAACGCAAGCUCUCCUCAGAGAGCCAAGUCUAAACGCCCAUGUUCCCUUCCCUUCCUACCUGCUCCUUCUCCUUGGUGGGCUUCAGUCCCUGAGCUCGCUUAUACAGCAGGCCCCUUUCCUGUGUGCUCGUCCUGCGCCGCCUCCUCCCGCCUCGUAACUGCUCCCAAGCCCUCCACUGGAGCUGUUUCCACCUGGGUUCGUAACUACCUGUGCACAAGAAAUGAUGGGGCAUCCUGAGAAUUUAGACCUGGAUUUUACCACGAACUUCACCUCAUGCACGCCAUCCUGAGCCCCCUUGAAACCAGGCUCAGUAAUGAUUCCUCGUCAGUACAGAGCUCCACCUCCCCUUUCCCUGGCACCCUCAGUGCCUGCCCCCCAAGAGCUGAUGAUCCAGGACUGCACUCGCUCCAUCAGAGCUGGCCUGACCGCAUCUCUGAGGGAACUUGCUGACCAGGGGGGCUGGGGCGGGGGGGUGGGGGGUCAUGGGUAAAGAGAGAGAUGAAGGAUAGAGGCUGAGAGAAGGAGGAGUCAGCCCAGCUGGCAUGGGCAUCUGGAAAACCUCCAGCCUCGAGUGCAUUGGCAACAUGAAAAAGCUUUUAAGGGUGAUUGGGCCUGGGUGUCCUCUCCACUGCCGGCCAUGGCUAUUAUUCUUGCCCUGACAGUUGUUGUUUCUUCAGCUGCAGAUACUGAUGAGGUCUGGGUAUGGCUCAAGCUGUUCUUCCUCCUGCUAGAAUGUCUGGAGCCUUUUCUACCUUCAGAUGACUGGGGGGUCUCUAUCACACGGCCGCUGGCUAAUAGGAAUUCCCUCCUGCUGCCUCUAGCUUGUGAGCCGGUGUCUUGAAUGCGUGUGGGACCCUCAGGGGUGGGUCUCUGCAGCGUCUGAGAAGCACUGCUUAGACCAGUCUUAGCACAUCCCCUGAACUAUAAUUGUUCUGCCACUUUCUCCUUCCUCAUUCUCUGGGAUUCGGAGCACAGAGAUCCUGAAGCAACUCUCCAAAGCAGGGCCAGAAGUUUUCAUACAUGGUCAGGAAGAGUGAUUGGUUUAGAGACUUGAGGCACCCAGGGCUUAAAGGGAAGUAUCCAUGAAGCUGAGCCUCCUGUGUUCUCUCUCAGGUGCUCAGGGAUCUAAGUGAGUAGACAGAGCCUGCGGCUGUGGGUGGUGAAGUUCCCAUUCCGACUCUUCCCAGCUAAGUGACUCCCUUUUCAUGCUGAGGUGCCAUCACUUGGUUCAUGCUUAUUCACACAAAAGGCAUGUGUGUCACACUAGUGUCAGGGGAGUUGAGACUUUUUACUGUCCUAAAACUUCUACCUAGCUCUUCUUUUUUGGGGAGGAGGGGAGGUGCCUAAUUUGCUUUUUCUGACCUAGCCUUGUAGGCACGUAUGGUGAAGAGGCCUAAAUAAAGAUGCAGAGUGGGGGGCAAGGAGUAGGAAGGUAGAGAGAACCACUGAGGAAGCCCUUUCAGCCCAGGGCAGAUCCAGACCUCUUUCACCCAGGGAUCAAAAGCAACAACAGGAACUGAGAAUGGAGUGGGGGUGCUUCAAGGGGAAUUUUCCAGAUUUGAAACACGUCCAGGGGUUCUUGGUAUUGAGAAAUCAGCUGCCAAACGUGAGUGAAAAGGGAAGAUCAGAGCAAACCUUUUCUGGUCAGUUCUAAGACCGCUAGAGACAGGUGCCAGGCUCUCAGCCCUGCUCGCAGUAGCCAGCCCCAGGUCUAGACCCUCAUAGGACAGCCAGGCCAGGCCAAGCAGGCUUUUCCAGUACACAGAGUGGGAAAGGAAAGGUCCUCCUCCUGGGAGGAAAGGGGGACAUUUCACACUUGAUGGGGCAGUAGAAGAAGGAGCCCUUUGGGUCCUCAGACUCACGGUUGGGCAUGGGGAGAAAGUAGCAAAGUGGCAUUUUCUUGAACGGAAAGGGGGAAGGAUCUUAUUGCACUUGGGCUGUUCAGAAUGUAGAAAGGACAUAUUUGAAGAAAUAUCUAUUUGAGCACUGAUUUACUAUGUAAAAAGCAAAAUCUCUCUGUCCUAAACUAAUGGAAGUGACUCUCCCACGCUCAUGUGUAAUGGUUUUAACGUUACUCACUGGAGAGAUUGGACUUUCUGGAGUUAUUUAACCACUAUGUUCAGUAUUUUAGGACUUUAUGAUAAUUUAAUAUAAAUUUAGCUUUUCUUAAUCA
Molecule: messenger RNA, 8053 nt
Organism: Orcinus orca (killer whale)
Lineage: Eukaryota; Metazoa; Chordata; Mammalia; Artiodactyla; Delphinidae
Gene: LRP4
Product: LDL receptor related protein 4
Exons: 38
Coding region: 195-5912 (1905 amino acids)
Molecular function (GO): protein binding; calcium ion binding
Source: RefSeq, a predicted model, not a curated record